Messenger RNA from Acanthocheilonema viteae, 1371 nucleotides. NCBI's taxonomy places the organism in Eukaryota, Metazoa, Nematoda, Chromadorea, Rhabditida, Onchocercidae. The record is from the annotation of a GenBank genome assembly.
AUGUCGUAUUUGCCAUGGCUCUCACUUACUUGGAAGAUGUUACGUCCUGUUCCUGUAAUAAAGAAUUUUUGGUCGAAAGAGGUUGAAAGAUUACGUGCGGCCUGUGAAAGAUUUGAUGGGGAUACAGAAAAAGCUACAGAUUUUUGUAUGCCAAAACUUCCUCUAAUAAGUAUUGGCGAAUAUAAGCGUGCUCUAAAUUUGUUUUUGGAACAAAAACCAGUGUUUCUUCAUCAUCUUGAUAUUAAGCAAUUACAGAAGAGGCACGAAAUUGAAGAGGAAAAUUUAAUUGGUUAUUGUACAAAUGGUUUAAUCGAAGCUGAAUUUCUGAAAAGAAUGCUGUCCAUACACGUUUCAAAUUUUAGAAAAUCCAUGGGGGCAGUGAAUCUAAGAAAUAUCACCUGUAUUGACUGGAUUACCGUCCUCAUCGAGUACCUGAAACAUUUGGAUGGAAGCAGUAGGAAAUGGCAUUACAGUAUGAAGCAUGUAAGGGAACUUGUUUCAAAAAAACUGGGAAAGAAGUGUGGAAAUGUUUUGGCUAGCAGUAGUGGUAAUACUGUGAAUGGCGAUGAGAAUGACUCGUUUUCUUAUUCAGCAACAUCUAAUAGAGCUCCCAAAGAUGAACGAAAAGACUAUAUAUCAUAUAUUAAUGGUUUAGAAGUGAACAACAUAAAUAGUCAAGAAUCUAUAAGAAAUGAGGAACCAAUUUCCGUCAAUGUUUAUAUCGAAUACUUUAUCGAAAAAUUAAAAAAGCUUAUUGAGUCUCGGAUUCUGUUGUUUGAUGAGCAACGGCAACGAAAAUUCACGAAGAAAUUAAGGAAAAUAAUGAAAAAGGAUGAGAAAUUAGAAUCAUUGCAAAAAUUGGUUGAGAAAAUGAUUUUCAGUUUGGAAGAUGAGCAAAAAAUGAAAUUGACCAAGAAGUAUCAAAAGAUUAUGAGGAGAUUACAACGGAUGCAAUUAACGGAAAGUAGUGAAAGCAACAUUCACUGUGAACUUAAUGAAGUGGAAAUGUCUGGUAAAAAUUAUGGUGAAGGAGGUGAGAUGGAAAAUUGCACGGAGUAUUCUGGAACAAUUGCUGAAAUGACCGAGGAAACAAAGCAGUUAGGUACUGAUAUUGAUUUUGGUGUUUUGAACUCAUUGAAGUUGCAGAUCAAAAAGAAAGGAGGAGAUAGUAAAGGAAAAUCAAGACAGAAAAGAGAGGAAAUGAGAGCUGUUCGAAGAAAUUCUAUUUCAUCAGAGAUAAAUAAGCUAGCGGAAUCAAUUCAAAAAUCAGAGAGUGAAGCUGUGGAUAUAGUUCCAUUACCAAAAAAGAGUAAGGGUACUAAGCAUGGACGAAAAGGAGAUUUUAAUACCAUGACUAGUUUUCUUACUUAA